UCAACAAACAACUUUGACAGCUUGGUUCAAGAGAAUAUAAAUAAUCCCGCAACACAUGAAUAUAUGUAUCUUGACUUUUCUACUUACUAUACUUGGACACCUAAGCAUAAAUGGGCACCUAGACAAAUAUCAGCAAUUAUGCUUGCAAGACUUUACAUGGUACAACCUUUGGAAGGUGAAUAUUAUUAUCUUAGAUGCUUACUUACUUGCGCAAAAGGUGCAACUUCUUUCUAUAAUCUCAGAACCAUAAAUGGCCAUAUGUAUGUGACCUUCAAAGAGGCAUGCUUCCUUCUAGAUCUUUUUCAAGACAAUGCAGAAUGGGAUACAUGCCUGCUUGAUACAA
Messenger RNA from Dentiscutata erythropus, 343 nucleotides. The record is from the annotation of a GenBank genome assembly. Lineage: Eukaryota; Fungi; Glomeromycota; Glomeromycetes; Diversisporales; Gigasporaceae.